Molecule: messenger RNA, 615 nt
Organism: Pseudozyma flocculosa PF-1
Lineage: Eukaryota; Fungi; Basidiomycota; Ustilaginomycetes; Ustilaginales; Ustilaginaceae
Exons: 2
Coding region: 1-615 (204 amino acids)
Source: RefSeq, a predicted model, not a curated record
AUGCCCUACACAUACCUCACCUUCAGCGACCUGUACGAAGAGGAGCAGCGCGCCUCUGCGCCCCCCUCGCCCAUCUCACCAACGGCGAGCCUGCCCUCGCCCGUCUUCCUGCUACCCACCAACCCGGCGCAGUACCGGAGUCAGAGGCACCGGCACCUCGCUCCCACCCGCUCUCCGACGCAGCUCAGCGCCUCCUCGGUGGCCAGCAGCAGCAGCGCCUCGUCCGCCUCGUCCGUCUCGUCGUCGUCGACGCGCAAGCUCGCCGCGUCGCUGCGAAAGAGCCUGACGCUCGGCAGCGGUAGCGCGUGGAAGAAGCCGCCGCGCAAGUCGAGCUGGCGCACCGCCCCCUCGGCCGACUCGACGCCGUGCUCGUCGUGCAGCUCCUCGAUCGACCACCGCGCCGACGCCGUCUUCCUCUCGACCCCGACGGCGUCGCCCGCGUCGAGCGCCAACACGUCGCCCAGCAUCUCGCGCACCAACACCAAGAUGAGCGACUACGAGGCCAUGCUCGAUCGCACGCGGAGGCAGGAGGCUGCCGAGGAACUGCAGAGGCAGAGGGAGAUCCAGGCAUUCUUCGCACGCGCCGACGCCGAGACGUCACUACGACGCUUCUGA